Molecule: messenger RNA, 3019 nt
Organism: Diprion similis
Lineage: Eukaryota; Metazoa; Arthropoda; Insecta; Hymenoptera; Diprionidae
Gene: Rnb
Product: armadillo repeat-containing protein 5
Exons: 7
Coding region: 81-2642 (853 amino acids)
Biological process (GO): anatomical structure morphogenesis
Cellular component (GO): cytosol
Molecular function (GO): protein binding
Source: RefSeq, a predicted model, not a curated record
AAUCUCGCAAAAAAUUUACAAACACUUUCCGAGGCUUGGCUGGCGUCGUUAGAAAAAAAAAAAAUUGUCUAAGGUUAGGAAUGUCAUCUAGCAGUGAGAAAAAUGACAGGCAAUUAAGCCUCAACCUGAUCAAGAAUUUGAAGUCUGAUUCGAAGACUGAGAUUUGUUCGUCUUUGACAAUUUUGAAGAGAGACUCAAAAUGUCAAAAACAGUUUGUCUUGGAUGGAGGUCUUAUUCUAUUGGUUCAACUUUUUCACACCGAAAGUCUCAAGAUUUUGGAUCUAUUGUUGAGCGUCCUGGCUAACAUGUGCCUGCACGCAUAUGUCAGGAUAGAGAUUCGUAGCAUAGAUCCUGCCGCUGAGGUGACGAGCAUUUUGAAGAAUAACAAGUCACAGAGCAUUCAAUGUCGUGCCUGCAGGUUGAUUGGAAAUCUGGCUGAGUGUUCCUGGCAUGCUAAAGCUUUGUGCCAGGCAGGUGUUGUUAAAAUUAUUACCAAUAUAUUGAAAUCUUCAAAGACAACUCGACGUGUUCAAAUUACAGCCGUUAGAGCUAUCAGGAAUAUAUGGACCUCGACCAAAAGCAGUCACGAAGAAAUUUUAGAGGCAGGAACAUUUCGUGAGAUAACAACCAUAUUUGUACUUACCAAUGAAGAAAAAGAAGAAAAGAGUAACCAAGAUUUAAUCCAUGUCUGUCUGAAAGCUAUGCUAGCAUUUGUCCAGACGUCAGACCCACGAUGUGGUUCUCAAUUACGGGAAGGGUUUAAAUGUAUAGUUGAUCACAGCCAAAAAAAGAAUGAAAUGGCUAUCAAAUGCUUGUACGUUCUUUCUCAAAUUGCGGAGUAUCGACCAUCUUUGGGAACAUUAGGUGCUGUCGAAUGUAUUGUAUCGUCAAUAGCUGAAGAUAGCACUUUUUUGUGGGAAUUGUUGGGAAGUCUGUGUCUAUUUUGUCGAGAAGCUAUUAAUCGCGCUCGAGUACGAUCGGGUACCGGUUUGGAAGUCAUGCUGGGCAUUUUGAAAAGACCAGAGCACGACAGAUAUCAUCCUAUGUUGUUACAUGCUCUAGCACAGUUCGUAUAUGAUGAUCCAAGCAUUUUGAAAAUGAUCAAAAAUGGUCUGUUGGAUGUACUGAUUAUGAAAUUGCAAGAAAUGACAGCAGAAAGUACGGUUGAUGAUGCAGAACGAUGCACACCAAAAAAACGAAUUGCUUCUAGUCCUUUGAACAGUGGAACGGAGACCAAAUUUAACAGGAGCGAAUUUGGGCGGUACAGCUUGGACUACAAGCAAGAUGACUGGAGUCCAGGAAGUGCUAGAAGUAUGUGUUCAUCACCACCGAGCACACCACCCCUUCAAUCCUUCUUUGAGGACGAUACAAACAAAACAGAUAGCAGUGCCGAGGAAAACUACAGUCCAGUAUGCAGCGACACUGAAUGUGCUGAAAAUGAUGAAGAUGACGAGGUCGAGUCUACAAAAAGCUGCUCAUCCAUCAUCCUGGAAUCUGCAGCAGAGUCAAACGACUUUGGCGAUGCAUUCAAAAUGACGACGAUGAGGAAACAAGCUGACGUAUGGACAUUAUCGCUGCUAAGUCGUUUGAGCCAUUCAGAUGAGCCAGUUGAUAAGUUGGCUGACCCUUCAACGAUCCAGCCAUUGAUCGCUUAUAUCCGAACAACGAGAAAUAGUAGAGCGUCAAGAAUACUAGCUAGAAUUAUUAGGAAUAGAGCCUAUUUGGUCACACUGUUAAAGCAAGGAUUCGUCUUCGAACUGCAAACUAUGCGUGGAUCGGAACAAUACACUCGGCAGCUGUGUGCAUUGGCAGAAACAGGUUGUGCCUUGGGCGAACUUGCUUCGAUAUUACUCCGUGGUCAAGAAGUUCACAAAUUUACUAUAGCUGUGUCAAUCCCGUAUUUAAUACAGUCCAAGGAUUCACUUCGAACCCUGUUGAAAACGCACGAUGGUUUAACCUUAGUAUUUCGGGUCUUGGCUGACAAAAGGCACUGUUUGCAUGUAAAUGCCAUCCACGCCGUUUGUCGAUUGGCUAAUGCUCUAGACAUUCGGCCGGAAUUGGUCGAUAGAAGCCAAGGGGAAGGUGCGGCUCGAAUUGACUACUCAAAGAAUUUAGAAUACCAUUUAAAGCCUGCAAUAGUGACGUUUGAACUAGAUGAUGGAACUACCGUAGAUGCGUAUCGGAACGUUCUAUGUAAAAAAUCUGAGGUCUUCUCCGCAAUGUUGGAAGGGAAUUUUUAUGAGUCUGGUAAACGCAGAGUACACCUAAAGAACACAUCCAAAGAAGGUCUAGACACGUUACUGCUAGCAGUAAAUGGUAUUCCGUACAAUGAAAGAGAUAUCGAAUCCUUACUAGACGCUGUACUUUUAGCUGAUAAGUUUUUGAUGCCAGACAUUCUCGAAUCGUUGAUAGAACGAUCCCUUUUAAAUAUCAAUUUUCAAAAUAUUAGCCGCACAUGGCACUGGGCGCGUACCAAUUCCUGCCAUGAGCUUAGACUUGGUUGUAUAAAGAUAUUUUUAACUGCAAAAUCCACCAAGUCUGAGAAAUUGGACGCAUUCGAAGAUUUUUCAAAAAGUGAGCAUUUUUCACUGUUCAUCGAUGAUGUCGAACAAGUACUAAAGACUGGACUUUCUUGUCAUUGAAUGGGUCAUGGCAAAGAAUAACACGCAAUUCAUUGAAUACUUUUUUCUACAAAAUCUCAACCCAAAUUAACGGCUGCUUAUAUUGUUAAAUAAUAGAUAGGUUGAGCUAUGAUGCGAAACAAUCGAAGUCAAAGUGAUAGGAACAAUUCGAAAACGAGCUGGCAAUACCAUAAAGUUAAGUAGAAUAGGGACAAAGCUUGUCAACAACCCAACAGUGCAAGAGAAAUGGAACAAAUUACAGAAAUUUGACAGUAAUGUUAGUAAUACGUUUCAAAGUGUGACCUGAAUCCUAAGGUAAUUGUAAAUUUAUAAUUGUAAGCAUGUUGAGGCAGGUAACUGACAACUUUAACAAAAAUAAACUUCAAAUAUAAUAAAUA